CUUCCCGUUCACGAAGGGCCGGCCGGGUAGAUUACUGAGUCUUACUACUUGAUAAAUUACCGCGAUAGUUGUAAGCAUCUCGCUCAAGUGUAUAUAAAUGCCGGCAGUGGCCAUCCAGUUCUCACAUCCAUUGCAUCCAUCUCUCGAGUGAGCAGCAAUGGGUUCCCUUCACAAGGGUGGGGUUUGGUGGUUGCUCCUGCUCGCCGCGGUGCUGCUGGCUACCGCGGCGGCAGGCGCGGAGCAGGACGAUGGGGCGGCAGCCACUGCCGUCCCGGAGGUGGAGGUGGAGGUGGAGGAGGUCGGCCGGCCCGUCGAUGAUCAGGGCAACGACUCGUGCGACAUCAAGUGCCAACAUCAUAAAGUUCCGGCGAGGAAGAAACAGUGCGUCGACGAGUGCCACAGCCGGGAGCAUCAUCACCCAAGCAGGGCGUCUUGCGAGAGGAAGUGUAGCCAUUGGAGAGACCCGGCAAGGAAGGAACAGUGCGUGCAGCAGUGCAUGCGCUACGGCCUCAACCUCGACGUGGGCGGCGGUGACGAUGUCAUCGAGCGCCCCCACGCCGAGGAGGUGGAGGUCGAUGAUCAGAGCAACGACUCGUGCGACCACAAGUGCCAACAUCAUAAAGUUCCGGCGAGGAAGAAGCAGUGCGUGGACGAGUGCCACAGACGGGAGCAUCAUCACCCGAGCAGGGCGGCUUGCGAGAGGAAGUGUAGCCAUUGGAGAGACCCGACAAGGAAGGAACGGUGCGUGCAAACGUGCAUGCGCUACGGCCUCAACCUCGAUGUGGGCGGCGGCGACGGCGACGGCGACGGCGAGCAGCUCCGCCGCUGGGAAGCGGUGGCCGGAGCCAUCAUCGAGGUGGUGUGACGUCCGCGGCGUCGCGCACCUAAUAAUAAUAAGAAUAAUGUAAUGGCGCUUCUGCGUGUGUACACGCUUCUAUAUAUACGCCCGCGUAUACGUCUUGCUAGCUAUGACGGCAAAGGCGUGAGAAUAAAAGACCAAUAGCUUGCAGUAGCAGCAUGAUUGGCGAUGCCUCUCCUAGAAGAGAGCUCCAUGGAACUCUGUUCCUUUUCCUUCUUUUAGCAGGUUGGUCUGCUAUGUAUGUUUACCGCAAGAAGAAGCAAGAGCUGCAUGUGUAUGUGUACGUGUAUGUAUACAUGCAUGUGUAAUGUAAUGUGUAUGUGUAUGUGUUGCACCCAGAAAUGAAAAGGUACGUAUAUUUGCGGUUA
Messenger RNA from Hordeum vulgare subsp. vulgare (domesticated barley), 1227 nucleotides. RefSeq names its product antimicrobial peptides-like. Gene Ontology annotation, biological process: defense response to fungus. The record is from RefSeq and is a predicted model, not a curated record. NCBI's taxonomy places the organism in Eukaryota, Viridiplantae, Streptophyta, Magnoliopsida, Poales, Poaceae. The coding region runs from base 158 to 865 and encodes 235 amino acids. The transcript has a single exon.